ACUGAUGCUACUACUAUUAUUCCUGUGUUUUGGAUUUCUCUGAAAGCCUGUGACUGUCAAAGUGAUACCUAAUUGUAGUAGUUAUCCUGUUGUGGUUUCAUCACGAUCGGAAAUACGAGGCAAAAUGCUGUACCUAGAAGAUUUCCUUGAAGUGAUCGAACAAAUUCCCCAAGAAAUAAGAGAUCGAACAACCGAUUUACGUGAACUGGACCUGGGCAUCCAAAACACUUCAGAUCAGCUGGAAGAACAAAUUAAGGUAUUCUUCGGCAAUGCGAAAAAAAUGAGGCAACAAGAUAGAGAUGCAGAGUACGAGAAAAUAAGGAAAGAAUAUUAUAAACUGUUGGACGAUGCAGAUGAAAAAGUCAACGUUGCCACAAACAUGCAUGACCUGUUGGAAAGGUACAUGAGGAAAUUAGAUCAGGAAUUAGAAAAAUUUAAGUGUGAACUAGAAGCGGAUAGCCCGGGCAUUACAGAAGUACUAGAAAAACGAUCUUUAGAACUGGAUGAACCCAUUAGAGAUAGUCAGAAGGAAAAUCACUUUGGGGGGCUCAGCACACGGUCUGAAAGGAAACAGUCGUCUUCGGCUGCUUCCAUGACAGUGAAGAAAGAAGAGAGGCUUGAGCCAAGUUUGUCUAGUGGUUUGUCAGUUUCGCCACCACCACCCUCCUCUGCUAUAUCAUAUACUCUGGGCCAUAUGGGUGCUGGCAGUAAUGCGAUUGCUGCGGCUGCAUCGCAAGCAAUAGCGGCAACGCAACAAAUGCAACAGGGUCGUCGCACGGCGAGUCUGAAAGCAUCGUACGACGCCAUCACUUCAGGUGUCCAUCCCACUGAGUUUUCAAUAGGUAGUGAAUUGGCAAAUGCAGCCCAGACUGCCCUGGCUGCCUCAGCAUUGCCCCAGGAUACAACCAGUACAUCUAACAAUGGUGCAAGCAGUACAGGUUCAAAUAGUACUAAAAAGCACAAGCGAAGGCAUGGUGGAUCUACGAGCAGUAUAGUGGCGCCGGCAGUGAUGGAGCCCUCACCAGCACCCUCUGAAGAGCUUUUGCAGGAUGCCCUUAUAGAUCACAAUUCUGAUAAUCCAGAUUGGAGUUAUGAUCCAAAUGAACCACGUUAUUGUAUUUGUAAUCAAGUUUCGUAUGGUGAUAUGGUAGCUUGUGAUAAUCCCAAGUGUCCUGUUGAAUGGUUUCAUUAUCCUUGUGUUGGCAUAACAGCUCCUCCAAAGGGUAAAUGGUAUUGUAGACAGUGUGCCUCAGCUAUGAAUAGGAGGGCAAGGAAAUAAGUAUAAAUUUUUGGUUAGGCUAGCACAGGCUAUGAAUUAUAAUUGGAGAAUUUUAAUAGUUUUAUAAGAAAUGGAGUUUUAUAAGAAGUAAUGGUCUUAUUCAAGCACUUUAAUAUGUAAACAUUUUUGAUUUAGCAUAAGUACUGCCUAGGCCAAAUACAUUUCAGCAUUUUAAGCCUUAGAUUUAAUAUGAAUCUUGAGUACCUCAUUGUAGUCUAGUACCCACUGAUAGAUUUUUAAGGACAUAGUAGAAUUGUUAGUAGAAAAUUUUAUGCUGUCUUUGGAAAAGAGUCAGCCAAACUUAAGCCUAACUGCAGUCUAAUGGCAUUGAUUCUGAUUCUACAUUUUGAUAUUUAAGUGUGGAAUAAUAUAAAAUGCUUAGCACUAGACCCAUUGGUCAAACAUACUGUUAUGGUUAUGGAUUUCAGAAUUGUUUAUUAACCUAUUAAUUAAUAGUAAGUAGUGCACUUUUUCUAAACUAAAAAUGUAGUUGCUGUAGGCUAUUAUAAAAUGUGUUAGAAGUGAGCACAUCAAACUGUAGAAUUUGGUGGAGUGCUGUAUUUAUUUUUCUGUAUUUUUGGCUCAUUAAUAUACAGUGAAUAAGAGUAUGUAAUAUGUGAAUAUUAUGAGGAUGAACUUUUAAUCCUGCCUCUUGUCUCUUAUGUUUGAGUCUUUGACUUGUACACUGAAAGUAAUUGUAGAAUUAACCAGAGAAUAGAUUACUGUUAAGUGCUGUAAGUGAGUUUUGUAGGACUCUACAAAAAAAUAAAAGUAAUUAGUAUAUACUGA
Molecule: messenger RNA, 2068 nt
Organism: Macrobrachium nipponense
Lineage: Eukaryota; Metazoa; Arthropoda; Malacostraca; Decapoda; Palaemonidae
Gene: Ing3
Product: inhibitor of growth protein 3-like
Exons: 1
Coding region: 125-1279 (384 amino acids)
Biological process (GO): regulation of DNA-templated transcription
Cellular component (GO): NuA4 histone acetyltransferase complex
Source: RefSeq, a predicted model, not a curated record